AUGGGCGGUAUUGGGAAGACCACACUUGCUAAGCUGGUGUAUAAUGAUAGGAGAGUGGUGGAAUUUUUUGACCUUAAAGCAUGGGUUUGUGUUUCAAAUGAAUUUGAUCUUGUCAGGAUAACGAAAACCAUUCUUAAGGCAAUUGAUUCUGGGACUUCUGAUGACAAUGAUUUCAAUCUGCUUCAACAUAAAUUGGAGGAGAGACCUACGAGGAAGAAAUUCUUACUUGUCCUUGAUGAUGUUUGGAAUGAAGACUAUAAUGAUUGGGAUUCGCUGCAAACUCCAUUAUUCAAUGUUGGUCUAUAUGGAAGUAAGAUUAUUGUAACUACACGUAUCAAUAAGGUUGCAGCAGUCAUGCAUUCAGUUCAUACUCAUCAUUUGGCAAAGUUAUCCUCUGAAGAUUGCUGGUCCCUAUUUGCAAAACAUGCAUUUGAAAAUGGAAAUUCUAGUCCACAUCCAAAGCUAGAAGAAAUUGGCAAAGAAAUUGUAAAAAAGUGUGAUGAAUUGCCUUUAGCUGCAAAAACCCUUGGGGGUGCCUUAUACUCAGAAGGUCGAGUAAAAGAAUGGGAAAAUGUGUUGAACAGUGAAACGUGGGAUUUACCAAAUAAUGCAAUUCUUCCUGCCUUGAUCUUGAGCUACUAUCAUCUUCCUUCACAUCUAAAACCAUGUUUGGCAUAUUGUUCUAUUUUUCCUAAAGACUACCAAUUUGAGAAGGAAAACUUGAUUUUAUUGUGGAUGGCAGAAGGGUUUUUGCAACAAUAA
Molecule: messenger RNA, 762 nt
Organism: Vitis vinifera (wine grape)
Lineage: Eukaryota; Viridiplantae; Streptophyta; Magnoliopsida; Vitales; Vitaceae
Product: putative disease resistance protein RGA3
Biological process (GO): defense response to other organism
Molecular function (GO): ADP binding
Source: RefSeq, a predicted model, not a curated record